Molecule: messenger RNA, 4512 nt
Organism: Talpa occidentalis (Iberian mole)
Lineage: Eukaryota; Metazoa; Chordata; Mammalia; Eulipotyphla; Talpidae
Product: EGF-like and EMI domain-containing protein 1
Exons: 26
Coding region: 1-3225 (1074 amino acids)
Molecular function (GO): calcium ion binding; protein binding
Source: RefSeq, a predicted model, not a curated record
AUGAAUUCUUUAUAUUGUAUGACUCCUAUCAGUCUUUGCCUCUGCCCAGCAGUGCAAGUGCUCAGAGGGUUUCCAGGGACCUCACUGUCAAUACGGCCAAACGUUUGCAAAGAACAGCAGCUGAUGGUGGUGGGCCUUCCACAUCCGUGUGUGCAGGCAUUCACGCAGACAGCCAAGCUUUGGAAACAGGGCUGCCCCGGCUCAGGAUGGUGCGUGGGUUACGAGAGAAGGACCAGGUACUAUACCAUCUACAGACAGACAUACAGCAUAGAGCAGCAGACCUUCUACAGGUGCUGCCCUGGUUGGAGCCGGCGGGCAGAAGAGCCUGGCUGCCUGCACUCUGUCUCAGCAAUGGAACCUUGUUUCAAUGGAAGAAGGUGCUUGAAUGGUGAAGCCCAGCAGUGCAAGUGCUCAGAGGGUUUCCAGGGACCUCACUGUCAAUACGAUAUAAAUGAAUGUUCCAUUGCCAAUGGUGGCUGUCAAGAUCAAUGCUGUAAUACAAUUGGCAGUUACUACUGCAAAUGUCAAGCAGGCCAGAAGCUGGAGGAAGAUGGCAGAGGAUGUGAAGAUGUCGAUGAAUGUGCGGUGGUGAAUGGAGGCUGCCAGCAGCGUUGUAUUAACACUCUGGGCACCUUCCACUGUGAAUGUGAUACGGGAUACAGACUCCAUGCUGAUGAACGCACCUGCAUAAAGAUGAACCCCUGCACAGGUGGGAAUGGAUGCGCCCACAUCUGUCAGAGUGAGAGUGGCAUCGCCAGGUGUGCCUGUCACCCAGGGUACCAGCUGUCUGAAGACAAAAAGGCCUGUGGAGACAUAAACGAGUGUGCUGAAGGCCUUGCUCACUGCAGCCAUCACUGUGUGAACACUGAGGGAUCUUUCAUUUGUGCCUGCCGAGCUGGCUUUGAGCUGGGAGCUGAUGGAAAACAGUGUUACAGAAUUGAAUUGGAAAUUGUCAAUAGCUGUGAAAAGAACAAUGGUGGUUGUUCCCAUCACUGUGAACAUGCAAUUGGGGGGCCCCGCUGUUUUUGUAACCGUGGACACCAGCUUGAUACAGAUGAGAAAACAUGCAUAGACUUUGAUGAAUGUGAGAGUGGAGAAGCUUGCUGUGCCCAGCUCUGUAUCAAUUAUUCAGGAGGCUAUGAAUGCGGUUGUCAGGAAGGCUUUCUGAUCAGUUCUGAUGGUUGCGGAUGUGAUGAUGUGGAUGAGUGCCUGGCUGUCAGUAGAGUCUGUGACCAGCUAUGUAUAAACUCUGUGGGAACAUAUGACUGUACUUGUGAAGAAGGCUACAGAAUUGGAAGUGAUGGAAAAACUUGCAUCUCUUUAGAUGAUGAUGAACUAGAGGAAGAAAUAGAGCAAUUAGAAGUUGUGAGGUUUCCAGGUCUCCUAUUCAAGAGCCCACCUCAACUGCUUAAUUACGGUGCUGCCGCUCUGUCCCCCACUUAUGAAAAUGAAGAUGAGGAAGAAGAUAUAAAAGAUAUUCAAGUAGAACUGACUGCAUUGCACACAUUUGUCUGUUUAGAUCACACCUUCGGACAUGACUGCAGUUUAAGCUGUGAGGACUGCAUGAAUGGAGGAAAGUGCCAGGAAGGAAAAAGUGGGUGCAUCUGCCCAGCUGGCUGGGGUGGAAUUCUUUGCAAUGAAACAUGUUCCCCAAAGAACAGUGGGAAAGAAUCUGGUGGCAGCACGUGCCAUUGUCAGAAUGGAGGCACCUAUGACCCUCUGAUGCGGCAGUGCCAGUGUCCCCCAGUCAUCCACGGGAAAACCUAUGAAGACGGAUGCCCAAAAGGAUUCUUUGGGAAGAACUGCAGAAGGAAAUGUAACUGUGCCAACAAUGGUUCUUGUCACAGGGUCUAUGGUGCCUGCAUGUGUGAGCCAGGGCGCUACGGGAGAUUUUGUCAUCUGAACUGUCCCAAGGGGUCCUAUGGUGCUGGCUGCUCUGCAGAAUGUCAGUGUGUGGAGGAGAACACCCUGGAAUGCAGCACCAAAAAUGGCAGUUGCACCUGCAAAUCUGGUUACCAAGGCAACAGAUGCCAGAAAGCCUGCCCUGAUGGUCUCUGGGGAUCAGAAUGCCAGUUGCCCUGUGUAUCCUGUGAGAAUGGAGGUCAAUGUAACAAAAAAUCUGGAAACUGUGACUGUCCUCCUGGUUACACAGGACCAGCUUGCACCAUGGUUUGUCCACCAGGCACAUACGGGAAGGAUUGUAAACAGGUAUGUCAGUGUUCAGCAGAGAAUGCGGACUGUCACCCAGUCACUGGGAGAUGUACCUGCCUGCCCGGCUACCAUGGAAACCGCUGCCAUCUCCGAUGCCCAAAAGGCACUUAUGGUCCAUAUUGUCAAAAGACCUGUAGGUGUUUGAAUGGUGGCAGCUGUAACAUGGCAGUUGGCACCUGUGACUGCCCUCCUGGCUUCAUCGGGGCUGACUGCAGUCAAAUGUGUCCCGAAGAUCAUUAUGGACAGGACUGUGUCAAGCUGUGUUCCUGUGGUUCAGGACAAUGUGACCCAGUGACUGGAGAGUGCCAAUGUCCACCUGGCCAAACAGGAGCCAGGUGUCAGCUAGGAUGUCCCCAUAGAAGAUAUGGCUCAAAUUGUGAGCUAAAAUGUAUGUGUAAAAAUGGUGGCCUUUGCAAUCCUGUGGAUGGAAGUUGUACUUGUGGUCAUGGAUGGACAGGAAAUGACUGUGGAAAGCAAUGCUCUCCUGGUCAUUAUGGCCCAGGCUGCUAUUUUAAUUGCACGUGUCAGAACAAUGGAGUUUGCGACAGGUUUUCUGGAAGCUGUGAGUGCCUCCAAGGCUACUAUGGAAGAGACUGUGAACAUGCAUGCCUUCCUGGAUUUUAUGGUUUGAAUUGUGCUCACAUCUGUGACUGCAAAAAUGGGGCCAGUUGUGAUGCAGAAAGUGGACAGUGCCUUUGCCCAGCCGGUUUCCAUGGCAGCCAGUGUGAAAAAGAGUGUUCACCUGGAAUGUUUGGAGAGAAUUGCCACCAACUUUGCAAUUGUGAAAGAGAAAGCUCCUGCCACCCUGUAACUGGAAAAUGCCUCUGCCCACCUGGGAGAACAGGAGCCAGAUGUGAUGUUGAAUGCAAGCCAGGUCAGUAUGGACCUAACUGUGCUCUGAAGUGCCAGUGUAGCCACAAAGCUCACUGCAACCCUCUCAAUGGGAGUUGCACUUGCCCCUCGAAAAGAAUGGGCCCAACCUGUGAGGAAAGUGGUUUGGAUGAUCUUCAAUAACCAACUAUUAGCAGUUUUUCAAUAGGUGAAUUGAAUCGUGCCUAAAUUCACCUAUGGUUUAUAAUCUUAACUUUGGCAGCAACAUGUACUUAUUCAACCAUCUUCAACCCAACCUCUCCUGUGGGACAGUAAAAAACAGGACUUCUCAACUUUAUGGCCUCCAAGCAUAAGUUCUAUUCUCUCGUCUAUCCUUCUCCACUUCCUUUUGCUGAAGAACAUAGCUAAGAAAAAGAGAGUGUUUUUUCAAGUUCCCAGUUGUAGUAACAUUUUGGACUAAUAAAUGAACCUUUUUUAAAUAUGCACAGGUGGUAUUUAAAUUUGGAAGUAAGAACUGCUUUUCGGUUCAGGUUGGACUGCACUAAAAUAUUCACACCUAUUCACUGAAGACCUCAGUGCCCAUUAAGUAGCUGGAUGCUCUUCGGAAAUGUCUAGAAUUUCAUCUAUUUAUUCUCAGUAUCCUGCUUCACUGCUAAGUCUGCUUCAGUUUGCUAAUGCAUUGGAUUUCAAACAGGACUUCUUGUGUGGGAGACUAUUAUAAAGACUUUAGCCAUAUAAAGAUCAGAGUAAAAGUGUAACAUGUACACUAACAAUAAAUCAUUAAUAUGUUUAGUGGGGAUCUCCCCAUCAAAUGAUUAGCAGCCAGGAAAAAAGUGAGCACAAACAGUCAAGGUGAGCAAUUUGCUCUGAAGAACAUAAACUUCCCAUAGAGUAGGACCUGAUUGGAAUCAGGCUUUUAGUCCACAUUGGUAAUCUUGACUCAAAUUGCACAUCUGCUUGGUCAGUUCUGCAGCCACUUGUAAGCAUGAGUCUUGUGAUAAGCCUAAGAAAUUUACAGUAAUAAAUAUAAUUUUAUUUUUGCUCUCAAGUAGUUUAUUAGCUUUCAAAAUACUGGUUAAUUCAUAUUAGAGAACAAUAACUUUCUUGAUAGACAAUGCUGGUACUCAUGUUCCACAAGCUUUAUGGGGAUAAAAAUGGACAGUUUUGACAUUAUAUGACAUGUAUAUGCCUGAGUACCUUUCAAAUCAAAACUUCGGGAUAGAAUUUACUGAAGGAUUUGUUUACUGAAGGAUUUAUGACAUUAAAAAUACUUGUUUUUAUCAGUUCAAUAUCAUCUCUGACCCUUUCUUCACAUUUUUCUUCUCAUAUCUGAGCACAAUUUAACAAAAAUACAGCAUAUCUAAAAUAGUCAGCCAUGCCAAAUUUAAUGGUAUUAAAUGAUAUAAAAAUUUGAUUGUAUAACUUCCUAGAUUACUUAUACAUUUGGUUUAAUCUUUAAAAAGCUGCAAU